Messenger RNA from Carassius carassius (crucian carp), 2404 nucleotides. RefSeq names its product vasohibin 2 (gene vash2). The transcript has 7 exons. Lineage: Eukaryota; Metazoa; Chordata; Actinopteri; Cypriniformes; Cyprinidae. Bases 448 to 1560 code for a protein of 370 amino acids. The record is from RefSeq and is a predicted model, not a curated record. Gene Ontology annotation, cellular component: cytoplasm. Gene Ontology annotation, biological process: regulation of angiogenesis.
AUGGUGAUACAAUAACAGUACGAGUGACCAUUUGAGACCGUCAGUGAGUGAAAGCGGUUACACGCCUACUCGGAAAAGCAGAUCAUUCAUUUAUACUCUACAAUCAGGUGUUAAAUUAUUCUACCGUGGAUGAUUUAGCCCGCGAUCCCUCUGCAGUAUUUGGACGCCUACUUAAGUGUUUUAAGCGAAAAGAUUAAUAGUUUCUGUGGCACAAUUACCAGCACACUCAGCCAUAGUAUACAAUAGAAAUGGUAUCGUUGAGCAUUUUUCUGCCUCUGGAUCUUUUUCAAACCACCUUUUUUUCUUACACUUGAGCAGGAGCGAGUGGUUUUGGCACAUUAGUAUGCAUGCUCGAGGAGCAACAUGUCUUUGUGCAUGAAUGCUGGGCAGUCAUAACUGAUCUGGGGAAAAACAAGGGGAAACUCCCCCUCGGAAGACUUCUGAACAAUGACCGGACCAAGCGCCACCAGCAGCGGCUCAACGGUCAAGACCAGCAGACACGGUCGGUCCAAGAGCACCAGUACCUACUGUCACACUACCGGUCCGGCGACUGAAUCCACCCCAUCCACUGCCGCGAACAACACCGGCAGGUCUUCCGGUGAAGAAGAUGAGAAAGACGGCGGGGUACCGUUUUUCGUGAACAGGACGGGCUUUCCCAUAGACACUGUCACCUGGGAGAGAAUGUGGUCACACGUCACCAAAGUUCAUCCUGAUGGACAGGAGAUGGUGGAUAGAAUACGAAAUGCAACACACCUCCCUAAACACCCCGUACCAUCGGUUCCAAACUUUAAGCCAUCGAUGUCUGUGCCUGAUUGGCUCCAUGCCGUCCAGAACUACAUGAGAAACUUGCAAUACAACCAUACGGGAACGCAGUUCUUUGAGAUUAAGAAAACCAGACCUCUGAGUGGGUUGAUGGAGACCGCCAGAGAGAUGAUACGAGAAUCACUUCCCAUCAAAUGCCUUGAAGCAGUUAUCCUUGGAAUCUACCUAACCAACGGUCUUACCUCUGUGGAACGGUUCCCCAUCAGCUUUAAGACCCAGUUCUCCGGCCACCACUUCCAUCAUGUGGUGCUGGGCGUUUACUGUAACGGCCGAUAUGGCACUCUGGGUAUGAGUCGACGUACUGACCUUAUGGACAGAUCUCUGAGCUUCCGUACGCUCAGCGAGUUGGUGUUCGACUUUGAGGACUCGUACCGCCGCUACCAGCACACCAUGAAGAAGAUCAAAAUCGGCCUGUAUGUACCCCACAAUCCGCACGUUUUCCAGCCUAUUGAGUGGAAUUAUCUUGUGAUCAACGCUUGCAAGCAGAGCUGUGAGGACAUGCGCAAAGAGCUGGAGAAGCAUGGCCGUGACAUGAGGAUGAAGAUCCUCAAGUCAUCCAGUGCUCAGUCUCCAAUCAAAGAACGAACCCGAGGGAAGUCUUUAUCACCACGCCGCCGAUCAGGCAGCAGUCCCCAAAGACGCCAACAUGCCCACAGAAGAGACAAAUCGCCUGCAGCACUGGACAGAAAGCCGGCGGAGCUCAGCACCCUCAGUGAUGGCUACCAGAUUCGCAUCUGAGACACUAAACAUCUACAGCUUUAUCCUCCACAUGUCCUCCCUCAAUCAGAUCCACAGAUGAUGUUUUUAAACACUAUUUAAUGCACAUUGUGAACUGUACAGCAUAUUAAACAUAUGUAUUGUUGUACUUUAGUGUUAGAGGGAAAUCGGGUGCCCGUUUGGUCUUAACAGAAUAUGAUAAUCCUUUACACGCCAUUUUUUAAAAAAUUUUUAUAUAUAUAUAUUGGAAAGUGUGAAGGAUAUCAAUUUUGCUUUAAAAGGUUUUUUUUUUUUACCCUAGUAAUUGUCAAGCAUUUUAGAAGACAAAACUUUUUGUCUGAAUUGACUGAAAUAUUCAAGCAAAUAAGGAAAAUACUCUGUUUUUGGACCGAAUCUCCACUAGCAGUGAGAGCUGGAGUGUGAAAGGAUUGUGCUUGGCAGAGAGAUGUAAACCUCAGUGCCUCGUGCUGUGCUGCUGGUAGUUUUAGACACUGACCUGCCCGGAGGAGAGAGGACAUGAGCAGUUUUCACCAGAGGCGUAAGGACACAAGAGACCUAAGCUUCAGAGACCUACUCAUUCUGCCCCAAAGAACUGUAUUCAAUCCACUUCAUUUUUUGUUACCUUCAUACAUGAUAUGGAUGGAAUGGACAUGAUUUAUUGACUAAGGUUUGACGUUACCUUACAUUGAAGGCUUUGUACUGUUUUUAUUUUCUUCAGCUGUAGAGAAAGAGUCAAUUUUUUUUAAGUAUUUAAACAUUUCUUUUUCUUGUUUUUACAGGUUUAACCAGAAUAGUAUUGUUUUUUUUUAUCUUUUAAACAGAAUCGCUCAGAGGUGUGAAAGUUGAUGUGCUAUUGAUUGACCCA